AUGAAGACUUCCUUCAUCGCCGCUCUUCUUCUCCUGCUCAAUGGCACACGUUCCCAAGUUCGCAAUGUGCAAGUAUGGCUUGACUAUGAAAACGAAUCCAGAGGACGUGUGGCGGAGAGAAAAGGCAUUUCGAACAUGAACAAGCUGGUGAGCACGUUGAAACGAUCAUAACGCAUGUGUAGAGUUGAGGUGAUCGACAAUAGUUUGAAGACGUGCAUUGAGAGUCUCAAGGGCGAUGACCCAUGCACUUGGGAGUCGUAUCGGAGCAAUUCGCAUUGCCAAGUGAUGUUCGCCUUCCAAGAACUCGAUGCUUCGUCCCAGUUCAUGAAAAUUCCGGACGCCUCCCGAUUGGCGUUGAUCAACUAUCCCUGUUCGCGCCCUUCCAAUAAAUAA
Caenorhabditis sp. 36 PRJEB53466 is the source of this 393-nucleotide messenger RNA. The record is from the annotation of a GenBank genome assembly. Lineage: Eukaryota; Metazoa; Nematoda; Chromadorea; Rhabditida; Rhabditidae.